Cuscuta europaea is the source of this 829-nucleotide messenger RNA. The record is from the annotation of a GenBank genome assembly. Lineage: Eukaryota; Viridiplantae; Streptophyta; Magnoliopsida; Solanales; Convolvulaceae.
AGAAAAUGACAUGCCCAAGAUCUUGUAUUUAUUCCGUUUCUCCUCGGUCUGCCAAUUCAUCCGAUCUCCCCAUCUCUCUCUACCGCUCAUCUCUCGGCCAGACAGUGGUACGCUAUAUCCUAUGCUCUCCGUUUCCAGCUCCUCUUCCCCUUAGUUGGACGCAGCCGUUCUUCUAAUAUCCCGAGGAUUGGCUUUGAGCUGCCAAGAAAUGGAUGGGGAUGCAUUUUCUGGGGCACAGAUAGAUGGGAGGGUAUUGCAGACAUUUCAGAAAAGUUUUGUGCAAGUUCAAAAUAUUUUGGAUCAUAAUAGGCUGCUGAUUAGUGAGAUUAAUCAGAACCAUGAGUCCAAAACCCCGGAUAAUUUGACCCGAAAUGUCGGUCUGAUUAAGGAACUAAACAACAACAUCAGAAAGGUUGUCGAUCUCUACGCCGAUCUAUCGACCUCCUUCUCUAUAUCCAUGGAUGCUUCUUCCGAAGGCGACUCAAGCGGUCACAAGAGGCACAGGCCUUACUAGAGUGGCAAGACUUAAUUUUUUAUGGGAAAAGAAAUCAUAGAUAUAUUGUAGUGUGAUUAAUUCUUUUUCCUAAUCAAUGUCACUGCUACAAAUAAUUCUUCAAAAAAGGAAAGAACUCUGCUGUUGUUAAUGUGUAUGCAGAUGUAUGUACUUGGAGGAAGAAUGUUUGUAACUUUGUAUCUUCUGAUCUCCUGUUCUAGUUGUUCUUAUGAUGGACAAUUUAUUGCCAUUGGUAUAAUUUCUGAGGCUAUUAAAAUUGGAAUAAUGUGCAAAUUUUCAAUGCAUUAAUUGAUAAUGUUGGUUUUCUCUUCUAAA